Molecule: messenger RNA, 567 nt
Organism: Populus nigra (black poplar)
Lineage: Eukaryota; Viridiplantae; Streptophyta; Magnoliopsida; Malpighiales; Salicaceae
Product: molybdopterin synthase sulfur carrier subunit
Exons: 2
Coding region: 170-475 (101 amino acids)
Biological process (GO): Mo-molybdopterin cofactor biosynthetic process
Cellular component (GO): cytosol
Source: RefSeq, a predicted model, not a curated record
AAUGAAAACAGGCCCAAAGAAGGAAGCCUUAAUUGGGUCAUAAAGGCAUGUCUAGUCCUAAAUUUGGUCUGCUAACGCUACAUCGAUUCCUAGUCUCUCUCUCUCUGCCUUCUCUGCUUUGGUGAAGUUUGGUGAUAGCAGUAAUCCAUUGUGCUCAUCUGCUGUGGACAUGAUAGAAAUCAAGGCUGAAAAUACAGAUGGGGAACCAGUGGGAAGUCAAGGUUCAUCUGUUAGUAUAAAGGUCUUAUUCUUUGCCAGAGCUCGGGAUAUAACUGGCUUGGCUGAUAUGCAAUUAGAGGUGUCAUCUGGUAGUACCACCAGCGAUUGUUUGAAUAAGCUUAUUGCUAGGUUUCCUAGCUUGGAAGAGAUCCGUGGUUGUAUAGUUCUAGCUCUAAACGAGGAAUACACAACCGAGGCAGCAAUCGUCAAAGAAAAGGAUGAGUUGGCAAUCAUACCUCCCAUCAGUGGUGGCUAAAUAUUUCGUACAAAUUUCUCGAAUGUAUAAGCAAACCCAGGAAAAUGACUACUAGCCUCACAUUAAUAGACGGUUCUCCUUUAUCUAAACAA